CUCGACGACAGGGUUUCCAAAGGGUCGUGGGCAUCUAGCCCAAAGCCUGAGUCGGGGCCCUGAGAGGGGAGGAGACUGAAGGCUUGAAGCCCUUUCCUUGGCUCCGGAAAUCAGAGCCGACAGGGAUCUUCCCCUUUGGUAGAUGCUGGGAAAGUUCUAGUCUGAAAAGGCAGCUGUGACAUCAUGGAGCGAUAGGUGGGGCCUUCCCUUUGUCGGGAUCCAAUCAGACUAAGAGUUGGGAUUCUGGGCGGGGCCAAGGAAACUCCAGGGACUUUCUCUAGGCAAUCUGGGGCCUCACGUGGGUAGCCGGGAGGAGGAGGCUGUGGGCGUUCCUAAUAAGAGGCAAACCGUGACUGUGACCCCAAUCAAGAGCUUUCUCUACCACGCAACCAACUUUACCCUCACCCCCAACAAAAUUCUUAAUUUUAGUCGUGGGAAAAGAUUAGAGUUGGAAGGACGUGGCUUGGUCAUUCUCUCUAAAAGCUCUCAGAACGUGGGCUCUUCAGCGAACCCUAGUGUUCGAGGGUACAACAGUCAGGAGUCAAGGUCGGGGGUAGAGUGCUUUAAGACUCCUCGGUUCUCUAAUGAGAAGUGUGCGCCCUGCCAAUUGGGGUUCCGAUAGUCUCGGGGAAAGGCUUCUCUCCAUUUAGCGUUCACCUUCUCGGGUGGGGGUAAGAAGACCCUCCCCGGCGUUGGGCACGGACUGCGCACUCUGGUCGCAAUGGGGCCGCGGGGGCUUCCCCUCCUGGUGGCUACUCUGGCCGGCUGCCUAUUUCCUGCCAGGGGCUGUGUCAUUUGUGAUCCAAAGGUCAGGGAGGCGCUAAACUCCUUGGAAAUGGAUUACCUGCCUGGCCACCUGGAGGCCAACCAUCACAAAAAAGUGAUGGAAAAGAUAAAGCAGGCACUGGAAGAUUUCAAGGACCUGCCGAUUGACGAGGACUCCUAUAUGGGGGUUGUCGAUGAGGCCACACUGGAAAAGUCAUCCUGGAGUUUGCUGAAGGAUAUGAAACGCAUCACAGAUAGUGAUGCAAAAGGUGAGCUCUUCGUGAAGGAGAUGUUAUGGAUGUUGCACCUGGCAAAGAAUACCUUUGCCAGCUACGCUGCUCAGUUUCAAAAAGAGGCUUUUUGUCCCAACAAAUGUGGUUUGAUGUUGCAGCCUCUCAUCUGGUGCAGUACCUGCCAGAAGCAGGUUCACGCUUGUCGAAAGUCUAAGAAUUGCGGAGAGCGCGAAGUCAAGGUCCAUCAAAUGGAAGACAUGAUCCUGGACUGUGAGCUCAACUGGCAUAAAAUCUCUCAAGGCCUGACCGAUUACAGCUUUUACAGGGUUUGGAAGAACAAUUCUGAGACCUUGGUGUCCACGGGGAAGGAGCCCAUCCUGACCAAGACCAUGGUGCGUCCAAAGGAUGCAGGUACCUAUCGCUGCGAGCUGGGUUCCAUACAAUCCAGUCCAGCCACGAUCAUCUAUUUUCACGUCACAGUAUUGCCCAAAAGAAUCCAGGAGGAGAUACCGUCACCAAACACCGAAACUCAGGAUGAGACGGCCCUGGGAGAGGUGGCUUUGGAUCGCCCACACACAACCACAGACUUCGAGCCACAGACUCCGAAGCCGGAGCAACUGCUGAGAAGACGCCUGUUGGGGGUGCUGAUCUGGGGCUUAGUGGUGCUCACAGUCGGCGUUCUAACCGCGAUCCUUUUCUCUCGGUCUGGCAAAGUGGUCGAUUUCAUAAAGUCCCGGUUCAGCUCUGGCAGUCGAGCUGCUUAGGACUCGAGGGUUUCAAAGGAAAAGAUAAAAGAAUCCAGGAGAAAAAUAAAUAUUUAUCUGGUG
This is a messenger RNA of Bubalus bubalis (water buffalo), 1825 nucleotides long. It is a transcript of the gene IZUMO1, whose product is annotated as izumo sperm-egg fusion 1. Gene Ontology annotation, cellular component: plasma membrane; acrosomal membrane. Gene Ontology annotation, molecular function: signaling receptor binding; protein binding involved in heterotypic cell-cell adhesion. The transcript has 9 exons. The record is from RefSeq and is a predicted model, not a curated record. The coding region runs from base 722 to 1762 and encodes 346 amino acids. Gene Ontology annotation, biological process: heterotypic cell-cell adhesion; fusion of sperm to egg plasma membrane involved in single fertilization; sperm-egg recognition. Lineage: Eukaryota; Metazoa; Chordata; Mammalia; Artiodactyla; Bovidae.